Messenger RNA from Culex quinquefasciatus (southern house mosquito), 1539 nucleotides. RefSeq names its product cytochrome b5-related protein. Lineage: Eukaryota; Metazoa; Arthropoda; Insecta; Diptera; Culicidae. The record is from RefSeq and is a predicted model, not a curated record. Gene Ontology annotation, cellular component: mitochondrion. Gene Ontology annotation, biological process: lipid metabolic process. Gene Ontology annotation, molecular function: heme binding. The transcript is spliced from 4 exons. The coding region runs from base 75 to 1430 and encodes 451 amino acids.
AAUUCUUGUGCUUUGUCUAGUGAUCCACCAAUUGCUGAUUUGCUUGCGGGUGAUCGUCAAAUGCAUAAGCCACAAUGGUAAACUUUGCAUCUAGCACCACCACGACAGUGGAAGCUCAGAAGCAAUCCACGCCUCCAAAGCUGACCUCGUCAAUCACGCGGAAGGAUCCAACGAACCGGCUUGAAGGAUCCCAGAACAUCUACCGGUGGCUGGACGGCAAACGGGCAGACGAUGGCGCGGAAGGGCUCUGGCGAAUCCACGAUACGUUGUAUGAUCUGAGCGAUUUUAUCGGGAAACACCCGGGCGGAAAGUCGUGGCUCAAGGUGACCAAGGGAACCGACAUCACGGAGGCGUUCGAGACACAUCACAUUGGAGGUAAAGCUGAACGGAUGCUUCCGUUGUUCAAGGUACGAUCGGCCAGUCAACCUAGGCACGUUCGCUUGACGUUCCACAAGGACGGAUUUUAUCGGACGCUUAAGAGAAAGGUGGCAGUUAAGCUCAAGGAUUUGGACUUUAGUCCAGUUCGACGAUCGGAACAGAUCAUGGACGCCCUGCUGGUAGCGACGUUCGGACUGGCCUUUUUGGCUAAUAUCAUGGGAAGUUACGUGGUGGCUGCAGUUUGCGCACUGUUUGUCUGCUGGACCAUGAUCUGUGCCCACAAUUUCUUCCACAAGAAGGACAACUGGAGGAUGCUCUUCUACAACUUGGCCUUACUUAGCUACAGGGAAAUGCGCGUUGCACACGCCAUGUCGCAUCAUCUCUACCCCAACUCGAUCUUGGACUUGGAAAUAUCUUUCUACGAGCCUUGGCUCUCCUGGAUGCCACUAUCUUCCAAGAACUUACUGCAACGCUAUGCAUCUUGGGGUUAUGGACUUGUGGUCUAUUUCGUAUCGUUUGCUAAUGAGUUUUUGAAAAGAAUCUGGAUAUCGUUGACCACCGAUCAGAGAACCUUCUACCUAGACGAUAUGAUCAACUUAACAAUACCCUUCUUCAUGUACGUUACCGGUACAAGAUGUCUAUGGGAGGUACUCCUCAUGUGGGUAUUUAUCGAACUGUUUGCGAGCUUCUGCUACGCUGUAGUUGGUAUUUCCGCCGCUCACCAGCAUCCUGAAGCCGUCCACUACGGAGACCUGAUUCUUGAGGACGUCGACUUCGGCAUCUACCAGGUGUCGGCCAUCGUUGACCGGUCGGACACGAAGGGAUCGCAGUUCAAGGUUCUGACGAGCUUCGGCGAUCACUGUCUGCACCACAUGUUCCCCACGCUGGAUCAUGGGCUCCUGCCGCAGCUGUAUCCGACCUUCCUGGAGACGUGUGCCGAGUUCGAGGUGGAGUACCGGGAAAGGCCCUGGUGGCACAUGUUCUUUGCGCAGUACAAACAGCUGGCGCGUGUCGAUCCCAUCACGUAUCUGCCGGGGAGGAAAACGAAGUGAAUACUGUUCGGGUUUUUUUAAAGUAUGGACAAUUAUUUGCCAACGUUUCACUGAAUUAUAAACUAGUCUCACACAUAAGUAUUUAUAAGGCUGUCCUCAUAAUGGUGUU